CGCCUAGUUUCAUUUUGGGCUUGAGUAAGUAACGCUAUCUUAUAAUCUUAGAUGUUUUACGAAAUGAAAGAAAACCCACAAUACACGAGAAAGCAAGGAACAGCAUGCAACAAGCAGUAAGUUUCUAGAGUGAACAAUAGAACUAGCCAAACGAUAUGAAAAUAGCUUGAUUGGUCUUGAAUAUUUGUGGAUUAUGUAGGAUCAGCCCAUACUAUGGGUAGACGAUUAACUGCAGAAAGUGAGAAUGCCUUUCUCAUUCUUUUAAUCUUGGAUUGUGGUUGAAUUCUGAUGGAACUUUGUUAGUAGGAAACUAAAGAAUAUUUGUUUUCAAUAUGGAGGAAAAGAUCACAGAUGAAAACGACGAGGAUCAUGUUUAUAUUUUGAGCCUUCUGAAAAGUAUGAAAUCCCCAAACAGAUUCACUAAUGAUAGUGGGACAACUGGAAAUUCAGCAAAUAUCAGUUCAAAUAGUUUAGUAGUCAUGGAUAAUGAUUCGAAUACAAGUGAAAGUUUAUCCCCUUCAUCAAGUGGAGAAUUUCCAGAUGAAGAUUUGAUGGACAACUUCAACAAGAUGAAGACGGGACAUAAGUUAGACGAUUAUAUUUUGGACAUCCUGAAAAGUGAAAAAUGCAAGAAAAAUCUUCACUUUGAAAGUCACAAAACUUCAACCAAUUCUUUUCUUGUUUCUGUCAAUUCUGACUCUUCAAUGGAUUCAGAUGAAAGUUCAGCAAAACCAGAUUCAUUGGAAGUAUCUGAUGUCUUAAAUAAGCAUGGCUUGCCAAGUCAUAAACUGGAUGAUGUUUUACAUGUUGCUUUGAAAAUUGUGAAACCAUUGAAUAUGAAGAUAGAAAAGGUUCAACAUUGUGAAGGGAAAAGGCCAGCCACUUCAAACUCCAGUGAGAAAGGAAAUAGUAAGUCAACCCCGGUGUAUACUUGUCAUAUGUGUAACUUUAUUUUUAACUCCAAAGACAACAAGAAUAGACAUAUGGCAAGUACACACAGUAAAAGGUUAUCCAUAAGAGGACAUGGUAAAUUGAGAAAAAAUGCAAAUAAAACACAUAAUUAUGCUUCAGAAACAAAGGAGGGUUUAUGUGAUUUAGACAAGUUAGAAAAGUAUAAAAUGUCUAGUAUGCAUUCAAAUAGUACUGACCAUGAAGAUGAACAUUCUCAAAACAUUUUAAAAGAUUUCCGAGCAGAAAAUGGAAAUGAAUCCUACACAGUAUUGAAAAUGAACAAAAUGUCAACUGAAACUGAAGAAUCACAUCCUGAAGCAGCAGAUUAUGAUUCUAGAGACUCUUUUGAUGAUGAAAAUACAAGUGAUUCAUAUUCAUGCAGAAGAGUUGAAGUAAAUAAUGUAGUCAGAAAUGAUGAUCUAAAACAGUGUUGUAGGACUAGGACCUUCUCAGAACACAUGGUGUUAUUGAAUAAACAUCCCAAGAAAGCAAAGGAAAAUAAUCAGGACAGAGAAAUUAUACAUCAAGACAACACAGAGUCUUCCAGCAGUUUGUCUUGUCAGGAAACAGUCAUAGAAGCAGAAGCAAAAUUUCUCCCAGAAUUGACAGAGAAUUGCUUGAAUUCUGAAGUUUCACAUCCUAAAGGAAUUGAUGAAGUGUCAUCAUCAUCUUUUUCUUCAAAACAAUGUUCAUCAUCUAAAUCAUCAGCAUCAAAUCAUCCACCUGUGUAUCCACAGCAACCAGAUUCACCUGUGUCUCCACAGCAACCAGAUAUAACAAAACCAGGUGCUUUGUUGAGGGAAAAGCACUGGAUUAUCCUUGAUGCAUCCAACAAUUUUAAUGGACCCUUCUACAGUGAUAUGGGAAACCAUCAAGGCAUUCACACCAAAAGUGAGGAUAUAGUUGGAAUUAAAUCCAUAGAUGAUUCUAGCAAAAAUAUAUCCUUAUUUCAGAGUUGUGUGCCAAUUUCAAGUGAUUCUCUUGAUGUUUCAAAUCUCAGCAGCAGUUGUUCAACUAGAAGUGUUAAUGAGUGCAUGGAAAUUAACAGUGACACUAUUCACCCCACAACCUUUAUGGAAAUUGGUCCUAAAGAUGAGUAUACCUCACAAGAACAAGGAUCUGGAAAUGUCAUUGAAAAGUUUUGUUGUGCUAGACACUUAACCUUUUUGGAUUAUCUUUCCAACUACCAUCCGUUCAAAAGAUUGACUUUCAAAACUGAAAACUCAUCACGUGAUGCUUCUGCUUUUUCACCACACAACUCCAAUACUUCUGGUGUGCUUAACAAUAGAUCUGUUCCUUCUCGAGACUAUAUUCUGUCACCACCAAAGAAGCGGUGGAAGAGUUAUUUAGAGGGAGAUUAGGACAUUGCUUUUAAUGAAGUUUUAUUUAUGUUUUGACUGAGAGUUGCCAUUGAAAAUAUCUUGUUUUAUUUUUCAUUUUAUUCAUAAAAACUGCAUGAUAAAGAAGCAUCUUUAACUUGAACUUUCUUUUUAUCUAUAUAAAAGGUUAACCAUUGGCUGUGACUUACAAGAUACACACUGCACAAGUUCAGUUUUUGAAUUCAUAGAGGCUGACUUUAUAGUCAGUUCUCUCAUUGUAUCCCCCUAUUGAGCUACUGCCUUCCUCUCAUGCAUGUUGAGGCUGUAUCGUGUUCGAUUACCCUCACAAAUUCAGGGGGUCCCAUGUCCACUCACGACUCUUGGAUGUAGCGCCAUGAGUGGACUGAUGACUCCUGAUUUUGUGAGGAU
This is a messenger RNA of Saccostrea cuccullata (small rock oyster), 2699 nucleotides long. RefSeq lists its product as uncharacterized. The record is from RefSeq and is a predicted model, not a curated record. The coding region runs from base 333 to 2312 and encodes 659 amino acids. The transcript is spliced from 2 exons. Lineage: Eukaryota; Metazoa; Mollusca; Bivalvia; Ostreida; Ostreidae.